UUUUAUGAUCAACUUUUAAUUUCGGCUAUCAUAACAUCAGUAGGGCACAGAGAUAAUGCUAAAGAAAGGACCCUAGCGAAGGGUUUUAUGAAUUAUGACCCUUCUGACUAUGAAAAAAUGUGUACAUUUGCUGAUAAUGCUUUGACAAUUAAAAUCCAGUCUUUAGAAAAUAUAGAAAUGCAAAUGGUAUACGAUAAGACAGCAGAAGAAAAUGGCACGCAAGAUCAAGAGCCAAAAGUAGCAGUGAAGCCAAAAUUAGAUAUAUUUUGCUGUAAUAUUAAUAUUCUGUCAGUUUUUACAGGAAAAAAUAAACUAUACUUAAGACAAAGGCUGCAGCCAAUGAUUGAGCCACGAGCGAGUCAAGCAAAGAGUUGGGACAAUUUACCCUUAGUUACACUCGAAAUAUCUGCAUUUCGUAAUCCCGCUAAUAUAAAACACCACCAAUUGUUAAAAGAUGCUAAUUUCAUGACAUUCACUCUCAUCGGAUGCUUCAAUAUGCACGUACCUUAUGAUGAUGAACUUGUGUACACAGCAGCCACCAAGAUGCCAAUAUAUAAUGACCAGAAUUGCAACCUCUACACAUUUAAUCAGGGAAACAGAAUUGCCAAAAGAUCAAAUACCUUAAAUUUUUUUUCUGACUGGGAAAGUUUAAGACUUGGAGACGAGUACUUCACUGAGGGUGAUGAAAAGUUCACAGCCUCACUUGGCGAUUUUCAAAAUGAAGACAAGCUUGAUUUGAAAUAUUAUGUGGAAGAGGGAUCGAAUUUGCAUAAGACCGUUUGGAAAUCCUUUCACAAAACCUUAAUACUGAAGGAAACUGAAAAAUGGUUGUCGAGUCAUUUGAGGCGAUACAAAUGGCCCCUUGAAGUACACAUGUAUGGGGAAAAUAAUAGCGGAUACAGCUUUAUGGGAUUCAUUGAUUUGUUCACGCUUCUGUAUCCUGGAGAAACAAAAGCCCGUAUAGCAGUACCACUUCAUUGGGCAAACUCGGAGCUUAUAAUGGAGAAGUGUGGCUGCGAUUUCCUUCUACCGCCAAGCGACAAGUGUCCUUCGUCCUUCAUUAGCGUCCAGAAAUCUAGCAAGUCAGAAAUAAAUAAAAUGCUUAGUGGCUUUGAGGCAAUACCGAGCAAGAGGGAAUGUUCUAGUAGGGGUCAAACGGAUAAGAAUUGGCUGUCAACUGUAAAAUUGGCAAAUACCUCUUUACGACGCGUGCCGUACUUUGGUGUAACAGAUAUUUGCCUUAUGAAUCGACAGUUAGCUGGUACAAGAACUCGUCUAGAAAUCCUAACAUCGUUUUGGCAAGACGCCGCCAUAUAUGUGAACAAUAAUUUUGUUAUCAACAAUUUUCUUGACACCGAUGAAAAGCUAGAAGAAAUGACUAUGAUGGCCCAUUCGUGUCUUAUGCGUAUGUCCAGCGAUUAUCUUAUCAAUAAAGACCAUCGCCAAGAAUUGGAACCCACCCUCAGAGCGGCCAGGAAUGCACGUCAGCUCAAAGAUAUUAAGCAUGCAGCAAACCUUUAUUUGCAGACUGUUGUGAAAGCUCCCACCGAGCCAGACCUUUGGCGGGAACUGUCAACCUGCCUCAAAGAUAUUGACAUAAAUGCGGCUAAUGUCUGUAUCAAUAAGUCUAUCCUUCUUAAUCCUCGACAUCCUUUAAGUCUAUUAUCCAAAGCCUGCAUGAUUUUCAACGAAGACCCAGAUGACGCUGAACCAUUCUUUGUCUCGAUGCUCUGUCUUCAUCCGUUUUACAAAGUUCUAUGGGUUGCUGCCAGUGCUUAUUAUUGGCACAGAGAACUAUUUCACAUAUCUACAGAAAUUAUUAACUACGUACGAAGAAUAGAGGCAGAAGGGCUGGCGGAAGACUUGCCUUACCCGCGUGCCUGGGAAAGAGAACUGGGUGAUUGGUGGGACCAGACACCACUCCUACCGGGGACGAAUCGGUAUUAUGAUGCUGCCGAUCUUCUUUUACGUAUUCGAGCAAUACCCUUAGCAGAGGUAUGCCUCGCACGUGCAUUGACGGAAGACGGUGAAUCUCCGGUUUACCAACACUUGCUAGCUCUUUGCACACGUCUACGCAAGGAUGUCGAUACCGCACUUUGCCAUUUACAAUACGCUAUUGGAAAGUAUGGAGAUGUAAACUAUUUGCGAAGUCUCGAAGGGGAGUGUCAUCACAGGAAAAAGGAUUUCGCAAAAUCCAAAGAGAGUUUUGAGAAGGCUGGCAGCUGUCUGGGUGCUUACAGUAUUCUUCUAUCGCUACCGCGUCGUGAGUCCCAACGUAUAAGAGCAAUGUUGACGGAUCUCAUACGUCGACAGCCCAGCGCGUACGCAUGGAUGAGCCUAGCCGACGACUGGGUGACGCGUAGCAGCGUAGGUGAAGGUGGCGACGCGGGCGCAACCGACGAGCAGGCUACGGCGAUCUCUUGUGCUAUUGCCUGUGCGUGCCAGGCACUGAAACUGGACAGACAGGCGGGUCGUGCCUGGGCACUUCUAGCUAAUACUGUUAAACCAAGCGCACGAAGGCUGCAUUGUGAGAAUAUGGCGAUAUUGUGUGGAUACAGCAAGCAGCCGGGAGAGAAGAAAAAUUACGCGAGCGAGUCAAAACAGUCACUCUGUUACCGCAUUGGAAAAUCACUUCGUGAAUGUGUAUGCGAUAUGUGUGAAAAUUUGACUCUGUAAACUCCUUGUCUAUUGAUGUCAAAAAAAAUAAAGUAGAUAUCACAAAAUCUACCAUUCA
Messenger RNA from Pieris napi, 2734 nucleotides. RefSeq lists its product as uncharacterized. Gene Ontology annotation, biological process: cilium assembly; cilium movement. Gene Ontology annotation, cellular component: extracellular exosome; motile cilium. Lineage: Eukaryota; Metazoa; Arthropoda; Insecta; Lepidoptera; Pieridae. Bases 88 to 2676 code for a protein of 862 amino acids. The transcript has 17 exons. The record is from RefSeq and is a predicted model, not a curated record. Gene Ontology annotation, molecular function: protein binding.